Molecule: messenger RNA, 666 nt
Organism: Parnassius mnemosyne (clouded apollo)
Lineage: Eukaryota; Metazoa; Arthropoda; Insecta; Lepidoptera; Papilionidae
Source: the annotation of a GenBank genome assembly
AUGAAGCUGAACUUGUUCAAACGCUCGAUGAUUUUCGCCACAUUUUUCGGCUCCUGUUUGUGUAUAGCGUUGAUAGUCGGGUCUCUGGGUACGACACACUGGAUAGAUGCGAGGGCGAGGAGAGCCUCUAAUCCACUUGAGUCUGAGGGCAGGAUAAGUUUCGGACUCUUUGAGGGACAUAAAGAGCUUAACGUUAGAUAUGGUUGGAGGAAUUAUAAUAUUAGUGUUAAAGCGGGCACACACCCAGCGCGUCGCUGGGCUUGGUGUGGCACUGCUGCUCAACUUGGUGUGUCGCUAGCGGCGUCUGGCGGGGCCUGUAUCCUCGCUGCGUUGGCUUCUGCAUCGCGCGCGAGGUGUUCUCCACGGCCGCUACUCGUGUGCAAUUGUACUGCAGUGUUGUUCUCACUGGGCGCAAUUGCAGUAUGGCUGACGGAGUACUUCCUAAGGCUACAGCAUAAUGUCAUGUCUGAGGAGGAUUUAGCUAACACCUGGUUCUCUGACGGGAUGGCCGAUUUGGGAUUGUCGUUUUGGCUCGUUGUUGCGGCAGCUAUAGCAGCGUUUGUCAAUAACGUUUGCAUUCUCAUUGCGAUGGCAGACGGCAGGGACGCGGACACCAUAGCUCCAGCCCUAGAGGAGAAAGUCAAUGGAGCGAUCAUGCUGUAUUAG